Messenger RNA from Indicator indicator, 1020 nucleotides. RefSeq names its product purinergic receptor P2Y12 (gene P2RY12). Bases 1 to 1020 code for a protein of 339 amino acids. Gene Ontology annotation, cellular component: membrane. The transcript has a single exon. Gene Ontology annotation, molecular function: G protein-coupled purinergic nucleotide receptor activity. Gene Ontology annotation, biological process: G protein-coupled receptor signaling pathway; blood coagulation. NCBI's taxonomy places the organism in Eukaryota, Metazoa, Chordata, Aves, Piciformes, Indicatoridae. The record is from RefSeq and is a predicted model, not a curated record.
AUGAAAGCCACGACCAACUUCAGCGACCCUAGAAACGAGAGCAGCUGCCCCAGUGACAGCAGAGUCAGCCAAGUCAUCUUCCCUUUGCUCUACACCAUCCUGUUCCUGGUGGGCAUCACCAUGAACGGCCUGGCCAUGUGGGUCUUCUUCAAGGUCUCCAGCAAAUCCCAUUUCAUCAUCUUCCUCAAGAACACUGUCAUCUCUGACUUCCUCAUGACCCUGACGUUCCCAUUCAAAAUCUUGAGCGAUGCCAAGCUGGUGUCGUGGGUGCUGAGAGGGUUUGUGUGCCAGGUCACCCAGGUUGUCUUCUACUUCACCAUGUACAUCAGCAUUCUGUUCCUGGGCCUCAUAACCAUCGACCGCUACCAGAAAGCCACCUCCCCCUUCAGAACAUCGACACCCAGGAGCCUCCUGGGAGCCAAGAUCCUGUCCACAACCAUUUGGGUAUCCAUGUUUGUCCUCUCCUUACCCAACAUGAUCCUGUCCAACAAGAAGCAAACGCCCAAGACCGUCAAGAAGUGCGCCCUGCUGAAAUCAGACCUGGGCUUGGUCUGGCACGAAGUGGUGAACUACAUCUGCCAGCUCAUCUUCUGGCUCAGCCUGGCAGUCAUCGUGGUCUGCUACAUCCUCAUCAGCAGGGAGCUCUACAAGUCCUACAGAAGGACCAGAGGCACGGGCAAGGCAUCCAAGAAGACAGUCAACGUGAAGGUGUUCAUCAUCAUCGCGGUGUUCUUCGUCUGCUUCGUGCCCUUCCACUUCACCAGGAUCCCCUACACCCUGAGCCAGACGCGUGACGUCUUCCACUGCUCCGCUCGCAGGACCCUCUUCUACCUGAAGGAGAGCACCCUCUGGCUGACCUCUCUCAACGCCUGCCUGGACCCCUUCAUCUAUUUUUUCCUUUGCAAAUCCUUCAGGAAGUCCUUGCUGGACAUGCUGUGCAAGCACACAGCAUCCCUGGAACUCGGGGCACGGAUGAAGGAGCAGAAUGAGAGAGAUGACACAGACGAGACACCAGUCUGA